This is a messenger RNA of Felis catus (domestic cat), 6342 nucleotides long. It is a transcript of the gene TMF1, whose product is annotated as TATA element modulatory factor 1. The transcript is spliced from 17 exons. Gene Ontology annotation, cellular component: Golgi apparatus; endoplasmic reticulum. The coding region runs from base 298 to 3570 and encodes 1090 amino acids. The record is from RefSeq and is a predicted model, not a curated record. Lineage: Eukaryota; Metazoa; Chordata; Mammalia; Carnivora; Felidae.
UUUUCUUCCGUCUAUUGACGGAACUCCGGGCUCCCGGAUUUGGUGGUUGUGUACGUGGAAGAAGCCCGCGCAUGCGCGGCUCGGGCCUUUUCGUCUCAGCUGUGCGCGAAGGGCUGGGGGUAACGUCCCGGGCUCGGGGGGGAUUGUCAGUCAUGGCCCGCCGCUGACCGGGCCCGCCGUUUGAGGAAGGGGGCGAGGCCGUUCCGCAGCACCCCUCCCCGGGCCUCAGGCUGGUCGGCCUGGCCCUCCGCCUUCCCGCUUGGUGCUGCCGCCGCCACUGCCGGCUGAGGAGGGGAGAUGAGUUGGUUCAACGCCUCCCAGCUUUCCAGCUUCGCGAAGCAGGCCCUGUCCCAGGCCCAGAAGUCUAUCGACAGGGUCCUGGAUAUCCAGGAAGAGGAGCCGAGCGUCUGGGCCGAGACCAUUCCGUACGGAGAGCCGGGAAUAAGUCCCCCUGUCAGUGGAGGAUGGGAUACUUCAACCUGGGGGUUAAAAUCAAACAGUGAACCUCAGAGUCAGCCUGUAGCCUCUCCUAAAGCAAUAACAAAGCCAGUUCGGAGAACUGUGGUAGAUGAAUCUGAAAAUUUCUUCAGUGCCUUUCUCUCUCCAACGGAUGUCCAGACCAUUCAGAAGAGUCCAGUGGUAUCAAAACCACCAGCUAAAUCACAACGACCAGAAGAAGAAGUAAAAAGCACUUUACAGGAAUCCUUGCCCACUGGACAGUCAAGAACCUCGGAAACAACGGAGUCAAAAGUGAAAGACUCUACUCCAUGUGUAUCAGGGGAAACUCUGGCAGUAGAUACUCCGUCGCCAAAAACUGAGGGCAAGCAUGAAGAAACUGUUAAUAAAGAGUCUGAUACGAAGGUAUCAACUGUACGUUUGAAGGUAUCCGAAAAUGUAAUUAAUGUGAAAACAACUAGGGAAAACAUACCUAAUAUGUCGACUGCAGAAACAAAGGACGUGGCUUUGGAACCUAAGGAACAAAAACAUGAAGACAGACAGACUAACACACCUUCUCCUCCAGUUAGUACCUUCUCGUCUGGUACUUCUACCACCAGUGACAUUGAAGUCUUAGAUCAUGAAAGUGUAAUAAGUGAGAGCUCAGCAAGUUCGAGACAAGAGACUACAGAUUCAAAAUCAAGUCUUCACUUGAUGCAGACAUCUUUUCAGCUUCUCUCAGCAUCUGCUUGUCCUGAAUAUAAUCGUUUAGAUGAUUUCCAGAAACUCACUGAGAGUUGCUGUUCAUCUGAUGCUUUUGAAAGAAUAGACUCGUUUAGUGUGCAGUCGUUAGAUAGUCGUAGUGUAAGUGAAAUCAAUUCAGAUGAUGAACUGUCAGGCAAGGGAUAUGCUUUAGUACCUAUUAUAGUUAAUCCUUCAACUCCAAAGACUAAAGUAAUUGAAUCUGUUGAAGGAAAAUCUGAAGAAGAAGUAAAUGAAACAUUAAUUAUACCCACUGAAGAAACAGAAAUGGAAGAAAGUGGACGAAGUGCAACACCUGUUAACUGUGAACAGCCUGAUAUCUUGGUUUCUUCUACACCAGUAAGUGAAGGACAUGCUGUCUCAGACAAAGUGGCCGAGCCGCACGAAACUGCUGAAAGUAAGCCAGAAGCACAUUCUGAGAAGGAAGAUGUUUGCAAGAGAGUCGAAUUUCUGAAUGAGAAACUGGAUAAAAGGGAGGCUCAGUUAUUAUCUCUUAGUAAAGAAAAAGCACUUCUAGAAGAAGCCUAUGAUAAUCUGAAAGAUGAAAUGUUUAGAGUGAAAGAAGAAAGCAGCAGCAUUUCUUCCUUGAAAGAUGAAUUUACUCAAAGAAUUGCAGAAGCAGAAAAGAAAGUUCAGCUAGCCUGUAAAGAGAGAGAUGCUGCUAAAAAGGAAAUCAAAAGUAUAAAAGAAGAACUUGCUACUAGAUUAAAUAGUAGUGAAACUUCAGAACUUUUGAAAGAGAAAGAUGAGCAGAUCCGAGGGUUAAUGGAAGAAGGAGAAAAACUUUCAAAACAGCAGCUGCAUAAUUCUAACAUUAUUAAGAAAUUAAGAGCUAAAGACAAAGAAAAUGAAAAUAUUAUUGCAAAACUGAACAAAAAAGUUAAAGAGCUAGAAGAAGAGUUGCAACAUUUAAAACAGGUCCUUGAUGGCAAAGAAGAGGUUGAGAAACAACAUAGAGAAAACAUUAAAAAACUAAAUUCUGUGGUAGAACGCCAAGAGAAGGAUCUUGGCCGACUUCAGGUAGACAUGGAUGAACUUGAAGAAAAGAACCGAAGUAUUCAAGCUGCUCUGGAUAGUGCAUACAAAGAACUUACUGAUCUCCACAAAGCCAAUGCUGCAAAAGAUAGCGAGGCACAGGAAGCUGCUCUGAGUCGUGAAAUGAAAGCCAAAGAAGAACUUUCUGCAGCACUAGACAAGGCCCAAGAAGAAGCCCGUCAGCAGCAAGAAACGUUAGCGAUUCAAGUGGGAGACCUCAGGCUGGCACUGCAACGUGCAGAGCAAGCGGCUGCCAGAAGAGAGGAUUAUUUACGCCAUGAGAUCAGUGAACUCCAGCAGAGACUUCAGGAAGCAGAGAAUCGAAACCAAGAGCUGAGUCAAAGUGUUUCAUCAACAACAAGACCAUUGCUUCGACAGAUAGAAAAUUUGCAAGCAACUCUAGGGUCCCAGACAUCAUCGUGGGAGAAGUUAGAGAAGAAUCUUUCUGAUAGGCUUGGUGAAUCCCAGACCUUGUUGGCAGCAGCAGUUGAAAGAGAACGUGCAGCUACAGAAGAACUCCUUGCCAACAAAAUUCAAAUGUCCUCCAUGGAGUCACAGAAUUCUCUCUUAAGGCAGGAAAAUAGUAGAUUUCAGGCCCAGCUAGAAUCAGAGAAAAAUAAGCUAAGAAAACUGGAGGAUGAAAAUAGUAGGUACCAGGUUGAAUUAGAAAACCUAAAAGAUGAAUAUGUAAGAACACUUGAAGAGACAAGGAAAGAAAAGACACUAUUGAAUAGUCAGUUAGAAAUGGAGAAAAUGAAAGUUGAACAAGAAAGGAAGAAAGCAGUUUUCACCCAAGAAGCAGUAAAAGAAAAGGAACGGAAGCCAUUUUCUGUUUCUAGCACUCCCACAAUGUCACGAUCAAGUUCAAUAAGUGGAGUUGAUAUGGCAGGGCUACAGACAUCUUUUCUGUCUCAGGAUGAGCCUCAUGAUCAUUCAUUUGGACCAAUGUCUGUAUCAGCAAAUGGAAACAAUCUUUAUGAUGCUGUAAGAAUGGGAGCAGGAUCCAGCAUUAUUGAAAAUCUACAGUCUCAGCUAAAGCUGAGGGAAGGAGAAAUUACUCAUUUACAGCUGGAAAUUGGCAAUCUAGAAAAAACCCGCUCAAUAAUGGCUGAAGAGCUGGUUAAAUUAACUAAUCAAAAUGAUGAACUUGAAGAGAAAGUGAAGGAGAUACCCAAACUUCGAACUCAGCUAAGAGAUUUGGAUCAGAGAUACAACACUAUUCUGCAGAUGUAUGGAGAGAAAGCAGAAGAGGCAGAAGAACUUCGAUUAGAUCUUGAAGAUGUAAAAAAUAUGUAUAAGACUCAAAUAGAUGAACUUUUAAGACAAAGACUCAGUUAACUUCUAAAAAUUACAUUCCCAUCAAACUGAAUGUAAACAUUUAAUAUCUAAAAUGUAGACUUCCAAUAAAUUCUUUUAUAGAAUUAGAAAGUGGAAUUUACUGUAGAGUUCAAAAACUGAAAAAAAUUUGUUUUAUAGUAUAUAGUAAUAAUUGCAAUUAAAUUAUUUUGUGCAAUAUUUGAACUUUAUUUUUGAAACUAUUCUUUAAAGAUUUAUUUUUUAAAGCACCCUUUUUUUUUUCUUUUUCUUUUUCUUUUUUUUUUUUUUUGUCUUGAAAGCACAGAGAUUAACUACUUUUCCUCAUAUCAAUAUGGUUAGGGAAAGAGAAUGGUGUUCAUAUGUGGUAUUGUAAAUAUAUAAUUAAUUGUCUCUCUAAUUUAUAUGUGUUUGUAUAUAUUAAGGACAUUUAAAGAGUGGUAUUAACAUACUAAAACUUUGAAAUCUUCCACAAUUCAACAUGUCUAAUUAUUACUUGCUGAAAAUGAACAUUUAGUCUUCAGGUAAAAAAAUAUAUAUAUAUUAAACCUGCAAUUACUAAAUUUUGAGCUAAUUUUUUUUUUUUUAAGUAGAAGUCACGCUGACACUGUCUGAAGUUUAAAGGGUGAAUGAUUUAAACUUAAAAAUUUUUGUGGCCCAUGAAAUUAUUUCACCCAAAUUCUAUAAUUAAGUCUGUGCAAAGUUUACCUCUCUGGUAAAAGCUAUACCUAUUCAGUUAGUUAUAUAGGCAUGAUUGGAUAGUGGAAAAAUUUUACUUGCAUUGAUUUUUUGAUGGUAUCAGUGACAUUUAAGUGAUUUUGAAGAAGUAUUGUUUUACUACCCUAUAAAAUGAAUCGAAAGUGAUAAAAUAAUAACAUAAUUUUCUCUUAAAAAUUGUUCACAUUUUGUAAAGCCUUAUUUUUUGACACAUUAAAAAUCAAUGUUUGAUAUUACAGAAUAUUCAUAACAAAAUAGAGAAGUUAUAGGAGUUAAUUUAAAUUUGGCAUUUUGCAGUUCUGUGUAAUUUAUCAUUUUACUUUUUCUCAAAACCUAAUUUAAACACAAAAAUAGUGUGGAAAAAGCUUUAAAAACAGCUAUCCUUUCUUUCAAAUGUUAUUUUGUUUAAAAGUUAACUAGGCUGUGUUUUAGAUUUGUGAUAUAUUUUGAUACAUUUUAUUACUCAAAGUCAUUUAGCUGCCUUUAGGUGGGAAUAAAAACUUGCAUUUAAAAUUUAGUUUAAUUUUAAACACUAGAACUUGGGAGUAUAGCUACAAGCAAGCCAUGUUGAAGAAUUUGGAAUGCUUUUCAGGGCAAUUCAAGUGACCUCAUUUUUAUUCUUUUUGUAUUCCAGACAGUGUUUCUGUCAUGGAUCUCUGAUUUGUAGCACUAAUAAAUACUCUUUGAGUGUGAACCAAACUCAUAAAAUUAAUUUUCUAUAUAUUAGUGGUAAGAAGCAGUGUAAUAGCUUUUUGUCAGCUUGGAUUUUUUUUUUUUUUUUUUAAUAUUCAGGGGCUGACAAGGAAUGACAAGACUGAUAGCAAUAAAAAAAUGUACAGAAUUAGAAAAUAUAGGAAACUUAAGUUGCAAAAUUCUGUCAAGCAUUUGAAACUAGAAGUUUAGAAAUUACGAAACUAUUCUUUUAAAAUAUCUAUUAGUGAGAAAAUAAAGUCUUCAGUUGUGGAGAAAAGAUUGAAAUAAAACCUAUACCUUUCAAUUUCAAAAUAGUAAACAUUCUCUUUUCUUAAUGCUUAUUAACAUUAAUAAAAUCAAUUCAACUUAAAAAAUUUUAAAAGUGUUUUCAAUUUAUUUAACUCAAAAAUGAUAAGCAUUUGUUUAAAGCCUUGGCUGUAUAUUACCCUAUGUUCUUUAUCCAAAAAUUAAUAACGAAUAGUCAUACGUAUUUUAUUAUACACUUAGAUCUCUCAGUACAUUUUUAUAAGUUGAGAAGGUGUAGGGAAUGAGUUUCUUGAAAAAUUCCACUAAGUGGCAGAACACCUAUAGAAUUUUGGUUGCUGUAUUUUGCUGUGUGUCAUUAAAACUUCUCCAUCCAUAUUCUAGUAAGGUAAUGUUUAUAAUAGUUUGCAAUCAGAUGUUUCUAAUCUUGAAAGAAAAUAGAUAUUACAAAUGAUAAUAAUUUCAACAAUAUAAAAAAAGAGUAGAAGAGGUGUGAACCUUGUUGAUAUGUAGACAGCUGAAUACAGACUAGGUGUUUUUCCAACUCCUGGGAAGCUAAAUUGAGACUACCAUUUCUUUCUUUUUCAUUUCCUCUUUUUUGAGAAGUUCCAGUUGUGUAUACUCCUUAGCAUAUGGGAAUGUACUGAAUGUAUCUAUAUUAUGAUUUGAGGUAUUCUGAAUAUGAAUAACUUCUGACCUGGGGAAACAUGAGUUUUUGGAGUUAAUUAAGUGAAUUUUUUUUUCGCAUGAUCCCUCAAUUGGCAUUUGAUUUCUUAAUUGAAAAUUUAUGCAGAUGUGUAUUAAAAGUAUAUGAUUUGCAGUAUUUAGAAAAUAUCCACAAGAAAAAAAAGAAAGUGACUAUAGAUAUCUUUAUCUUGUUUUACUAUUUGUCUAGUAUAUAUACAUUUUUUUCUAGUGUAUCAUAAUUUUUUAUUUUCCUUUAAAAAUCUAAUCGCCCGUAUUUCAUUCAGUUUUACACUGUAACUUUAAUUUCAUAUUUUGUAAAGGGCUAAAAGUAUGAUUUAAACUACAGAUUGGCAUAAUAUUUUAAUUCUAAAUGAAAGGUAAUGUAAAUAAGCAUGGAUCUGAUUUUAAUAAAGAUUUUAAAAUAUUAAUAAUUUA